AGUGUCAAAAAGUUGUGAUUUAAGUUUGCACGAAUAUUUUUUAUUAAAUUUAUUGUUUAAACCGUGAUAUUUCACACAAUCUUACGGCUUUCUGUUGUUGAGUUUACGUUUCAAUAUUAUAGGCUGUUAAACUUUGAAGAAAAUUUUAUAUCGUGUAUGUUUACAUAAACCAAGCACCAAGAUCGAAUAAUGAUUUGAAUCACAAUGAAAGCGCAUAUAAAAUAGCUAGAACUAAGCGAAGUGUGAAGAAUAUCGGGAGUGCACAGUAGUAGUUUAAGUGUGGUGGUGCGGAUAUGGCAGACAGCGGUUCUUUUGUCGCGAAACCGGUGCGAGGUUGGCUUCACCCAGAUGCUGUGCUCGCCACCGACGGGGUGACAUAUGCGGUCCGGUACAUCGGUUGCAUGGAGGUGCUGACUUCCAUGAAGAAAUUAGACUUUGAAACAAGGUCCCAAGUUGCCAAAGAAUGUAUAGCUCGAGUGUGUGCAGCAGCAGGUCUGCGAUCAGCGGAUAAAAAGAGAAGAGUUUGUCAAGCGGCAGCCCGGGCCCUGGCACAAAGGCCUCGCAUGUCCCACUCCGGAGCCAACGUCGCGCUCACAGUAUCCUCCAAAGCCAUAACACUAUCAGAAUUGGAAGGCGGAGAGACAGUAGCUAGACACGACAUGCCCAGAGUGUCCUUUGCAUCAGGAGGAGAUUCCGACUCAUUAGACUUUGUAGCAUACGUAGCUAAAUCUGCACCACCAACGGAAUGGAGAGCAUGCUAUGUACUAGAAUGUGGUGGGCGGUUGGCACAGGAUGUAAUUGCAACAAUAGGACAAGCAUUUGAAUUGCGUUAUAAAGAAUUUUUGACGAAACCUUCAACGUUGAAUAUAAAUGGAUCUCGAGGGGCUUGCUCCGGGGACGAAGCGUCGUCGUCGGUGCCGCUGGACGACCGCGACUACUACAACGACAUGCCCGACAAGAUGCCGCCGGACGCCGCGCCCGCGCAUCGCCACCCGCCGCCGCCGCCCCUCGCCGCGCUGGCACCCCUGUCCUCGUGCGAGGAGAGCGUCAGGCACUACGUGAACCAAACGCCGCCGCCGCGGACCCCGCCCACUGCCCUGUUACCGAACCAUCACACCGACAUCUUCGAUAUGCAACCGUUCACCGCGACCCCCGUGACGUCAUCGGCGCCGUCAUCGUCCACGGCAUCGGUGUCGUCACCUGCUGCUGACGCCGAGCCGCUGUCGCCGCAGGCGCAGGCCGCGCUGCUGGCUAAGGAGCCCUGGUUCCAUGGACCUAUCUCCAGGUCUAGAGCUGAGAAGCUAGUGGUCGAGGACGGCGAGUUUUUGGUCCGCGAGAGCACGGGUUGCGCCGGGCAGUUCGUGCUGACGGGCGCGCGCCGCGGCGUGCACAAACAUCUGCUGCUCGUCGACCCCAACGGAGUGGUGCGAACAAAAGACAGCGUGUUCGAGAGUGUACCGCACCUGAUCAAGUACCACUGCAGCAACGAGCUGCCCAUCGUAUCGGCUGAAUCCGAGCUGCUUCUACGCAAGCCUGUGCCGCGCGUAUAAGCCCCGCCUCCCACGCCGGACCAUCCGAUGACGUCACGCCGCUUGCCGCCGCCGGAACAUCCGAUGACGUUGAAUAGGUAACCACUAUAUUUUACCGAUAGUAGCCAUCUUAUUUUCUGAUAGUGGUCAUCAUGUAUGUCAAACAUACAUAAUGACCAAAAUUCUUACCAACAACACCAACAUACUUCUCUUUUAACAAGAGCUGUUCUCUUGUUGCUCCUUAACGCCGCGGUAUCUCGACUUCAUUUUAAUUGUCGGUGUCGUGAACCUACCUAUUCGAAUCGGUAAUUUGACAUCUGAACACAUACAACCAAAAAGUGACGGAAGAACUUGCACCAAAAAUUUAUUGCCCUCAUUGGCCCCAUUUAUGUAUAACAAGGGCAUUCACUAAUUUCAUUUGUCAAAUUAAUAAGAUUAAGACAUAAAUAUCUAUUUUAAUAUUGUAAUCCUUGUCUCUAUUGAAUUGACUGUAUCGCAAUAAUUCACACCAUGCUUUCAGUGCCAGCCAAAUAUUUUUGAUGUGUAUCCGAAGAGGCGAGGUUUACAUCUACGGUGCGACCAAGCUAUCUUUGAAAUUAUUUGUUACAAAAAUAAUAGACAAUCUCCUACUUGACUCUAAUCAUCUGUGAGUAAAGUCGCUCUAUUGUGAGAGAGGCUGUUGUACUGUAGCAUUCACCUUUAUUUGUUACCAAUCAUUCCACUUGGUCGCGCCGAGUUUUAUUUUAAGAUGUCACCAUUAAAAUUAAAAGUUUAGCCAUUCAUAACACUUCUUUAGCUUUGCAACAGUAUAUUUAAAUACAUCAAUCAAAUAUUUAAAAGCAAUACAGGCUAAAACCUUUAAUUCCAUUUUAACGCUGAACUUUUAAAUUUAAAGGUCGAUAGGUGAACGCCUACUCAUCAUGUCGACCUUAACGUAAUUGAGAAAUAUCACUAAAGUCAUGGGAAUUAUUUUAUCCAGCAUACUUUGUACUGGCAUUAAAUCGCAUGGUCCCGUUUUUGUAUUGUACUUCACAUCAUACCUGAAUUUUAGUGAUAUUUCGCCGACAUUGAGUGCUAGUGUGAGCAAUUGGCCCCAAAUUUUUUGGUACCAUGUGUAUUUGUGUCACCAUGAUACAAUUUGAAAAAUAAUUAGCUAGGCUCUUAUUUUAAUCAAUCUCUCGUUGAAUAUAAAAUAAAAUUAUUUCGUAGUUCUUUAUGUGUCAAAUAUUUUAAAUAGACAGAUAAUGCAUCUGCUAAAUAAAUGAAAUAUCAGUUGUUAUGAUAGAUGCACUUAUAUUAUUCGCAAAUAGAUCACAAGAGUAUAUCGUCGUUUCAUAAAACAAAAUAUUAAAAUUGUUAUCUUGCACUCAUGUACUUGAAGUGACGACGCGAUGCGUAGUCGUGCGCUGCGCGUCCAAGCGUCCACGCACCGCGCGCUCUUGACACCCACUUGUAUGAUGUUGAAAUAUUGUCUAGCUAGUGCGUAGUUCUAUGCAAAUUAUAUUCCAAUAAAAUGUAUUUAUAAUUAUAUUUUUUGAUUAUUUACUAAAUGUAUGUUAUGGAAUUCUAAGUUGUUUACCAAAGCCACUACGGACUUGAUAUGAAAUGUGAUUUAUGGUAAUGUAUACAAUUAGUUGAAGCACUUCAACAAUGCACAUUGUUGUAAAGUUUUAUGUUAGUUAACUGCGAAAAAUGCAAUAUUUGUUACUGUGCAAUUACCAAUACCAAACUAGGUAUAUGAUGCUUAUUCAGGAAAUUAACUAAUAUUUUGCUAUGAAUUCUUUUACCGAGCCCACUCUAAUGUAACCAAUUUAAGAUUUUAUAUUGCGCUCUCUCAGAUUGUUAUUGUUAUUUUUACCGUGUUUUAUUUUAUAUUUAUACUCUUUUAUACGCACACAUCUGAUUUAAUACAAUACCAUACACAAUACAUACACUGAUUUAAUACAAUAUAGGUGCUAUAAUGCUAAUUACAGUAGAACGCCGAUUAUCCGACUUAUUUGGGACCGGGGUCGAUUCGGAUAAUCGAAAAUUCGGAUAAUCGGACUUAGACUGGUAAUAGAGAAAAACGAACUUUCGCACAUAGAACAAACUUUAAUAAGUUUAACAAACAGACAUAUUUCUAUUGAGCGAUAUUGUAGAACUGCUACAAUAACGCUCAGUUGAAAUAUAUCUGAGUU
Ostrinia furnacalis (Asian corn borer) is the source of this 3706-nucleotide messenger RNA. RefSeq names its product SHC-adaptor protein (gene Shc). Bases 294 to 1550 code for a protein of 418 amino acids. Gene Ontology annotation, molecular function: receptor tyrosine kinase binding. NCBI's taxonomy places the organism in Eukaryota, Metazoa, Arthropoda, Insecta, Lepidoptera, Crambidae. Gene Ontology annotation, biological process: intracellular signal transduction; cell surface receptor protein tyrosine kinase signaling pathway. Gene Ontology annotation, cellular component: plasma membrane. The transcript is spliced from 8 exons. The record is from RefSeq and is a predicted model, not a curated record.